CCUCCUGGGGAUGCUGGCCAAGACAAGUGCUGUUACUGGUGCGCUCUUGGAUGUGCCGUGAUGCUUUUCACUGUCUCUAAAAUCAAUCUUCCAGUGACCUGAACAAAGAUUUCUCCUACAAUGACGAGUUUUGCCAGGCCUCUGCUUUUCUGUGGAAGUUAAUGGAGCAGUUUCUCUCAAUGUAAGAAGAAAACCGAGAGAGCAGUGCAGGAUUGCUGGAAAGCCUGCAUCCUCAGAGUCAUUUUAAUACCUCAAUGUCUUCCCCUGCCACCCUGUCAGCCACAAGCCUGUCCCCGUUGGGCUGGGAGGGCAGGUGCCCAGCCUGGCCUGAGCGCCAUCUCCCUCUGAGGGAGCAGAGCCCUCCCAGGCUGAGCUCCGAUGGACACGGGGAUUGGCAGCUGCCGAGGGUGGACAUGAGGGCACGGAACAACCGCACGUGAUUGAGGUGGCGGCUCUGGAGAUGGUGCUGUCUAAUUAAUGAGCUCACUGCUAGACAAGGGAUAAUUCAAUUAAAACGUAAGGAGAGUAAAUAGUCUGUGCUUACACGCGCUCCUGCUGCAUUUGCUUGUUUAAUAAGGUGAACUUCUUGCGAUUGCGGUGAAACUCAGCAAUAUUUCCCCCACUGCUGUAAUGCCCAGCGUGUGUGCAUGGACACAUUUCAGUGAGGACGGCUCAGAGGCAAGGACAGGUCGUUGCCCGGCUGUCCUGUGACCAGGAACCGUGCAGACAAAUGUAAAAGCAGCGAUAAGGAGUAUGAAAAUAUGGAAAUGUAAUUGUCAAGUGCAGAGUCUGUUGGGGAAGAGGGAGAGAGGAGGAGGACAGUGUUUCUUCCAAAACACGCGUCUGCCAAGUACCUGCAUACAGUUAUCAGUGACUCCUGUCAUUUCCCCUGAAGGUAGCAGAGGGCAUCACCAGCUCAGAUGUGGUCGGAGUCUUUAGUCACCUCAUCUACUUCUACAACUUCAAUUUCCAUCAAGAGCAGUCCCUUUAAAAUAAAUAGACUGACCUUCCUUCAUGCUUGCAAAUUCAGAAGUUCACAGUUAUCCACUGAAAAAUGCCAAAAGGUAAGGAAUGGUGGAAAUGUCUGCUGGUCAAAAGCCCAAAUGGAGUCUGUGGGAAACAGAGUGUCUUGGGUACAGUAGGGUGUGCAGAUAAAAUGACAGUGUCUUGUGCGGGUUUGAUGAGAAAUCCAUCGGAAUAAACAGGAACAAACUGUGAGUCUAAAGUUGUUCUACAUCUGUCUGAGAGCAGUACUAAGGAAGUCAACAUUUCCCAAUCAAUUCUCCCUGAAAUUGUGAAGGCUGUGGCACGACGCAGAGCUUUGGAGAGCAACUCGUGCUGUCUGCAUGACAUCCAGGAAGGGAGAUGAUAAAAUGACGUUCUGUUUAUUGAUAUCUGUCUGGGUGUGAUCCCGGGGAUAGGGGGUCCAAUAGCUGUUACUGAUAUUCCUUUUCUCCUCCCUCCGCAAGGGCUGAUGUUGUUCCAGCAGGGAAGUCCUGGUGGCUUUCAGAACAGCAGAAUUGGUGGCAAUUACUGCAGGUGACAAACUAGAGCCAGCAACUUCUUGGUGGUGGGGUUUGUACCUGGGUUUUGUCAACAUUUGCUUUCUGCACCUAUUCCAUAACACCACAAUUAGUUUAUUGGUUAAAUCACGAGGGUCAAAGAACUGAGCUGUGCAUCAGCGCUUGCCCACACUUGCUGAGUUUUUCAAUUCACUGUUUCUCUUCCAUUUUCUGCCUCUGUAAAAUGGAAACUUCAUAAAAAAAAAACCCCAACAACCUACCCAAGGCUCCCAGAUGGCCCCUGAAUUUGAAGCUGGGACAUUUUUAUGUGUCUUACAUUAUUUAUAAUUUUAUCUUCCAAGCAAUUUUAGUUAAAACUAUGGGGUUUUUCCAUUUUGAGUGAAUGAAUGUUGAUAUCCACUGGGAACUGGUCCCCUAUUUGAGUUAAAGGAGAGCACACAAUCACUGUUUUUUUUUGUUGUCGUGAAGAACCCAGAGCUUCCCAGGAGUGGAAUUCUGGAGCAGACUAACACGUGUCUGCUCUCAUCAGUGUAGAACAUGCACAGUGUUUUUCAGAGUCCUUAGCUUCAAUUGCUGAGAAAUAGGGAUCAUUCAGUGCAAGUCUUUUUUAGCUUAGAUUUUCAGUUUUUCCUAUUCUCCAUUCUCCAGUUGAAAAUUUCCUGUGUCGGGUAACUGUUUAACAAUAUGUUCCUAACUCUCCAUUAUGUCCUGCCUUUCCCUCUUUUAGAUGAAAGAGCCAUGUGAAAAACGAAUUCACCAACCCCUGUGACUAAAUUUGAGUGAUAAUGUCAAUGGAAUUAGCACGUUGCCAUUGUUGAGUGGUCUCCUACGGCUGUGUAAACACCGAGUACCCGUCCCGUGUGGAUGCAGAGUAUCCCGUGUAAGGAGCUGCCCUGGGACUCUGCCUCAGGAAUCCCAGCUGCGGAUCUGCUUGUGCAACUGGAAUGGCCGGGAGAAAGCUAGCUGUUAACUAGUCAUGGGUAAUUAAUGACUCUACCUUCCCCAUCAGUCAUCUGGGAAAAGCCAAAAGGAUCUGAGUCCUGGGAGCAGAUGUGUGUUCUCCAGACAGGCUGAUCUGCAGUGUGCAAAUGGGGUGGCAGCGGGAGGCCCGCUCCUGCCCUUUCCGAAGAAGCAGUAAGUCAUGAUCCACAUCCCACGCUCUCAGGCGAAGCCUGAAAUUCCCAGCGCUGCUGCUGCUGUUGUGCAGUCCUGUUCUGUGUGGGAUGUUGAUCCAUCUCGCUGCUAGCUCGGAUCUGACCCAAUUUUUGCUUUAUUUUUCCUUUUUGAGUUCUGAUUAUGGUUGUGUUUUUUCUGCUUUCUACAAUUAAAAUCCUAGCGUUAGAGAAGCGGGGUGUGGAGGGGGCAAAUCCGAUACUGGCUUUCCUUUUGUAGCAGAGCAGGAAAGCAUUUCUGCAUCUUCUUUUGUUUGUGUCUGAUAGCGGCUGUGCAAGUACAAGCAGAGGAGAUUUGUCCCUGGUACCACAUUCUGCUGAUCUUUUCCCUUCUGAUUUAUUUUUCCAUUGAUGUAAUAAAUAAUCGCCAGUUGAGCCAUGAGUUGAUGUUGCUUACCCACCUGAUAGUCUCCUUCACAGCUCUGAUGUCCCCAGGUUAGCUGAGGGAGACGCCUGUGGUCUUCCACAUUACCCACCAGAUGCAAAAGGAUGUUGGGAAGGCUGGAUGUAGCUUUCAAAGGUGGCGGGAGCCAGCGAACCAUCUCUUGCUAUAAAAUCCUCAACGCUUCUCAGGCUCUCCAACAUGUUUCAUCUAGAUGUUCAUCCUUCCCCCACUAAGCAUUGGGUUUUCUCUCCCUGCCUAGUUCUCGGAGACCUAAAAUUCCAUGUACUAUUGAAAAGCAGCCAGUCCUCUCUCUGAUCAAACUCCUCUGUCCUCUGCGUGUCCUCGCUUUGCUGGCUCCAAAAGGCAGUAAAAGCAGAACUAAAGGGAUGUUCGGUUAGAGAACCUCUCUAAAUAAAUUCAGGAUGUUUUGCAUGUCAGGCUGAAAAUCAGAUGUGCCAGUAACAUCGCUGAGAAAAGAAACAUUUAUGUUCUAAGGAGCAAAUCUAGACCAUGAAUCCCUGCAGCCUUAGAGCAGUGCCCUUGGAGUGAGCAGAGCAGGAUCUCACUGCACCCAUGGAGACUGAUAUCCUGCUCUGUUCCUCCUGUCUUGGCUCAUCUUUGACCUUAGGUGUUAGCAUGACCAUUUCUGCACAGGGAUGUCCAGAGUUCCCCUCCUCAGGGGUAGCGGCUCUUUGUGCCCUGAAGGACUAGACUUGAUUGCUGUCUCUUAGCACUUGUAAGCAGCGGUAAGUACAAAAGCUAAUGGUCACACUUGCAGAAUAAACUAAUUAAGGAAAAAUGCUCAGGUCAGGUUCUGCUCAGCCUUCAGCAAGAGCAGAGCCUUGGACAAAGCCUAAACCGCUCACUGUCUGAUGCCAGGGAGACUCCUGGACCGCUUGCACUGGCCUGGGAGGUGCAAGCUAGGAGUGGGAGUCAGUAACUGAUGCGCUGGGUCACUGGGCAGGGGCUGCCUUCCCUCGUGAAGCUCCAGUGGGAAGGCCCUGUAUAAAGAGCAGCCUUGGUUCUGAGCUCCAGAGCUGGCAUGGUGGAGCAGGGACCCUGCUGGAGAAGAACAACGCGGGAGGAAAAUUAACUGAUUGGUUAAAUGAGUGCGGGUAUUGGGUAGGCGAGCAGUAUUCCACCAUCAAAUGUGUUUCUGUUAGCAGAGAAGACCUCUGAUAGGGAAUGAGCGUGUUGCACCUUCCCAGUUGUGAGGGCAAACUUCACCACAGACUGUUAAUGACCCACGUGAGGAGGACCAACUUGAUGCAGUCCUGAGAACAGAGACCAGGCGUGCAAGGGCUCUGUGCUCUGGAGUGAAAACUGGAUCAAAUCCUUGGAAUGGCCAGAAGGAAUUCUGUCCUGCUUGCUGUUGAAGGGAUUUUUUUAUUUAUUAGCCCCAGCCAUCGCUGCAGAUCCUUCCUCUCUUUGUCCCUUUGGACAUCAAAGGCUCGCAGGGGGACAGCCCUGGCAGAAGCUCCUCCCUGCUCAUUAGCCUCCAUAAAGCAGGAACUCACCUUGGCUGCCCUGGGCUCCCAUCCUCAUCCCGCUCACUCUUGACACUGGAGCUCAGAGGGAAGGACUAUUCCUGGCCUCGGAGCAUCAGACCUGCUUUGGAACUGGACUAUUUCAGCUCCCCUCAUAAGAACUCUGGUGGCUCUCUCGGCCGUGCGAGUUCCUGGACUCCACAGUACAUGGAAAAAUGCAAGCGCUACCAGACAUGAAAGCGCCAUGUGAGGCAGUGCCUUCCCCGAGCCUGGAGCCCUACCCGCAAAGCUCCAUUGUGGUCACCCUCGAGGACAUGGCCCUCUGGAUGAAAUUCCAUCAGAUAGGAACAGAGAUGAUCAUCACCAAAUCUGGCAGGCGAAUGUUUCCCCAAUGCAAAAUCAAAGUCUCCGGCUUAAUCCCAUACGCCAAGUACCUCAUGCUGGUAGAUUUUGUUCCAAUGGACAACUUCAGGUACAAGUGGAAUAAAGAUCAGUGGGAAGUUGCUGGAAAAGCAGAGCCGCAGCUCCCUUGUCGCACCUACAUCCACCCCGAUUCCCCAGCUCCCGGCAGCCACUGGAUGAAAGAACCUGUCUCCUUCCAGAAACUGAAGCUCACCAACAACACUCUGGAUCAACACGGGCACAUCAUCCUCCACUCCAUGCACCGUUACAAGCCUCGCUUCCACAUUGUGCAGGCAGAUGACCUCUUCAGCGUCCGCUGGAGCAUCUUCCAGGUCUUCAGCUUCCCUGAAACUGUCUUCAUUUCUGUGACUGCCUACCAGAAUGAGCAGAUUACAAAGCUCAAGAUUGACAACAACCCAUUUGCUAAAGGUUUCCGUGAGCAUGGGAAGAACACUCGAAGGGAAGGACGAGCCAAGGGCCAGAAGCCCAGUCCAGCCAAGGGCCAGAAGAGGAAGCUGCCAGAGGAGAAGGAGUCCAGAGCUGAGGAACGUGAUUUUGAGAAAGAGGAGACUGCAGAUGUGAAGGAGGAGAGUAACCCUGUGGUGGUCAGCAGUGGAUUCCCCUUCUGGGUCGUGGAGCAGAACGGCAGCCAGGCCUUCCCCGCAGCGUCGCCGGUGCCGGCUGAGCAGCGGGACGGGGUGGCGAGGGAGCAGCAAGUGCCCACACCAUCCUACCAGAUGUAUCGGUUCCAUGAAGCCGGCGACAGCCAGCAGCUUCCCACCCGUGACGCCACAACCUUGAAUGAUUUCCGGGCAAGGUGCCACCCCUUGGAUCUCGCCACGGUGCCUGAGCACGACUCCAAACAGCUCCCAGAGGGCUUCACCAACCUGCCACCGCUGCCCCCGCCUCUGCCUCCUCCCCAGGACUACACAGGAGUGGUGAACAUGGCUCUAGACUCUGUCGGGAAACCUGCGGCCCGGGCGCCCGUGUACAGUCCCUACGGCACCGAGCAAGGGCUGGGCCAGUGGAUGGUGCCUCCCCACGGCCAAUACAGAGCCAUGAGCUACUCGGCCUUCUCCACAGAUUACAACGCCCAGGGGGCUCCGGGACACGCGCACGGGACCGUGGCAGAGUGGAGCCAGUACCCGCUGUUCCCCUACGCCUGCUGGUGAGCAGGGAGACCCUUCCUGAUGAAAAAACUGAAAGAACAUUGUAGAUUUGAUCAGAUUUGCUCUGGAGGUGACUUCUUGAAGCCUUGCCUACGUGAGGUAAAGAGGUAUUGCUGCAAGCGGUAGCCUGGGACAUCUUCACUUCUUUGUCUCCUUGCACAACCCACUGUGUUUCACAUGCAGCCGCAAAACCAGCAGCUGCCCCGGCACUGUCAGUGCGGGUCUGGCUGAAUCAAUGUGUUCUGCAGUGCUUUUUUCCCCAACAGGAGUAGGAAAUCACAGGAAUUGUCAGAGCGGGAUUUAAAAAGCUGCCCAGGUCUCAGUCCCGGACUUUUGCACCCCACCUUUGGCAGUUUCCAGAAUCCCUUCCUCCCAGGACUUGCAUGCAAGGAGAUCGGGGCUGGGGAGUUUCCGUAAGCUAUGCCGGUGGCUGAGGAGCUAUAGAGACUUAAGCAAAAUGAGCAAGCUCAGUGCCCCCAUGAGCAGUUCCCUCACUUAGUAUAGUCAGACUAAAGCUAGAACCUUGCCUUUCCUCCAGCAGCAUAAGAGAGUGAAACACGCAGCGACGUGUGUGUGUCUGGAGCAUGUGGUGGGUUGUGCAGGCAGGGAAGUGUUUGUCCCACGCAGGAGAAGUGUUGUGGCUGCAUGUCCCCUAUGCCCAUCCCUCUUCGGUCAUCCAAGAUUCGCAGUCAGUGAUGCACGCUGCUUUCUGCCGGUGGUGGAAGGAGGUUGUUCACAAUGCAGGGGCUGCUCUGGGUGUUUCUAAAGCCCUGGGGCUGUCAAAAACGGUGCCGAACAGCAGUGCUGGCUGUGUCACUCUGACCUCUUCCUUUCCAGGGAAAGGAAAUCUCUCACUGUGAACUUCUUCCUUGUUCCAUCCCCUGCCGCCCCGGGGAGUACAACUCGCCGUCACGGUUGCUGUGCUGCACUCUAGCAAGCUCUGCCAAUGGGCCGUUCUCCCCAGCCUGGCCAGCACGCACCCACUGUAAUUAACACCCUGCAGGCACUAAGCUGUCUCGUGGUGCGCUCAGCACCUCCCAAAGUAAUCUUGCCACUGUCUAGGAGUCCGAAGGGAUCUCUUUCCGUGUUUUGUUAUCAGAGCAGUGUCACUUCCACUACGGCUGCGAUCCCAUUGCGUGCAGGAGCUGAUCUGCCCACCGCCUUGCACAGAGGAGUGCGUUUGAUCUUCAUGUUAGGAGGGGGCAGCAUCCCUGUUUGCCCAAGAGGCAGAAUGGCCCUGGAAGUGGGGUCUUGUUGGAGAGGCUCUGUGCUUCUCAUGGAGGACAGACAUGUUUCCAGGUGUUAUUUAGGGGAUGUUUUCUCAUUAACACUUUAAAUAAAUGGCUGCAUGACCUGUAGCCAUUGGAGCAGACCUGGGCAAGUUUGUGACCACUGGUGCAUCAGGACUGUGUGCGGGGACAUUGGAGAAGGCUGCACACUGCUUUGUUUGGGUACCAGGCCAGCACUGAGCACAUGUGUAGUGUAGAGGUGUCGAGCUGUGUUUAGUAUUGUUAAAAUUACUUCAAGUAGCCCUACAAAUUUGUGAAACUCAACCGCAGUGGCUCCUUCCUUAUUUAAAUAGUGUAUUUUGUACCACAAUUAUGAUAUGUAACAAAGCCUGGUGCUUCGCCCUCGGCAUCACAGGACGGGUGUGACCUGUGUGGUGUUUCUUUCUGUAAAGGUCAGGCUUCCCCAGAGUGUGUGCACAAUACCCCACAGCCUCGCCUCCCCUAGCGCCCUGGCCAGCAGGGAUGGGGACCUGCCGUGUAGGACAUGCAUAUGGAUGCAAGUGACUCUGAAAAGAAAUGUGGCUGGGCAAAAAAAAGUGGAGGAUCUUGUUUUGAAUCCAAGAAUGUUGUGCUCUCCUGCUGCCCAGAUGCUGGCUCUGUGAGGAGAGGGGGGCUGGAAGAGGCUGUGAUAGAGGAGGAGAGAAGCAUUUCCUCUCUCACCAUUAGGAGAUGAUUUUGCCACCGUUUUCCCCUCUUUGAAAUCAGAUGAGAAGGUGGGUUAAGGAGUUCAGUGCCUGGAGUCCAGUGCGUAGGCACCCUGGGGGCACCAGGCAGUCCUGGGACCCCAGCGUCAUCACUGCCAGUGCCACACUGACAAGACAACAGAGUAGUGCCUUACCCACAGGCCACUCGGUUAGAGCCCUUUCUUUCUCUUUGAGGUGGGGUUGUGUUUCCCUCUGUCACCGGGUGCUGAGGAUGAAAACCCUGCUGCGAUGAGCGUGAGUGAGUGUGGCGAGCUGGGAAGCACAGGGGAGCUCCUGUGCAAACACCGGUGUCCUGUGCUUCAUUCCAAGCACAGCAGAGCUGGUUUGGCAGACGGCUCUGCAAUAGGGCAAAAGGCUCGGCCUUGUGCCUAGGGAGAGCCAGUAAACACUCACCAGACUUCUGUUGGAACACGACUUCUUGCUGUACUCGGUGACUCACACAGCUCCUUAGAGGGGUGCCUGCGCUCCUUAGAGGAGUGCCUGUGCUCACUAGAGGGGUGCCUGUGCUUUCCUCUCUGCAGUCUGUGGGUCGAGGCUGCAGCUGCCUGGCUUGAGGAGCUGCUGGAAACGCUGCUGUAGGUGUGUGCUGUGCUGCUGCCUCUGCCUUUUGAGCUCCCACUGCCUUGUUUUCUCCAGCCGUGGCAUUUGAAACUCUGUUUGAGCUUGACUGAAAAGCUGUUUUUGCGCACAUGUGAGAUUAUUGAAGCUCUCAGAGAGGCAUUACAUUAAGGGCAAAGAGAUAUGCGGAAGGCCGGCCAUGAAGACCAAUAAAAUAAAUGCUGAAGUGUGGGGUUUGUGCAUCUCUCUCACGCGCAUCAGUGGCUCCACUUUAGUCCUGGUACCUGGGGCCAGUCUGUACAUGCGUGGCGCAUGCUGUUGAUCUUUGUUUGUUGUUCUCCAAAGCGCGUUCUGGGAGCCCCAGGUUAUCUGCUUGCCUUGCUAGAUGUGACUCAGGCUCUUGUACGAAUUCUUUGCAGCAAACUGUUUAUUUUCUCUGCAUUUUCUGUUCCUCUCCUGCAGAGGAGUUAUAUAAGGAUGAGGGCAAAUGGACUAUAAAUGGGAUCCAAGGAAAUUUCCUUUGGGAAAUAAAGAUCCUGGUUUAUUUUAGUUUCUCCUACUGGUUUUUUGCAGCCUUAAGCUUCUCCUGACACUGCUUCAGUGCAGAUGGGAAUGGCAGAAGAAUGCUUUCCUGCCAGCAUUGCAGUUCUUGCAGAGAUAGAUGCAUCCUGGUGAGUGGCUGCAGGCUCAGGAGAGGCGCCUGGAGCUGCUUCCCUGCAGCGUGGCAAAGUGCUCCCAUCUCCCCAUGCCUCGCAGAAGGCACGUUGAGUCCGCAUGGGGUGCAGGAGCCUGUGUGGCCCUAUGCUUGUACCCGCCCGGUCACCCUCUGACUCUGCAGAAGGGACUACCAGCUGGUUUCAGCAAGAGCUCAGCCUCAGGGCCCAGGUGGCUUCGUGCCUGUGGUGGAGGGUGGGGAUGGCCAGGGAGCAGCAGUUCCAUGCCCAGGUGGGCUGGGGCACUCACAUCACCCCACAACUGCACUGAGCAGGACUCAUGUCUUCCUUCUGGGCUGACCCUACUGCCCAGCAUGGUGUGUCCAUCAUUUGGUCCCUGGAGAGCCUCCCAGGAGCCUGGGGCAGGGAGUUCCCUUGGCCAGGCUGUGCACUGAGUCACCUUGAGCAAAUCCAAGCAAGCAGCACAAACCCCCUUCCAGGAACAACAUUCUUCAAGUCAAAUGGUUGUUUAUUGCAGAGCUUAAAAGCCACUUAAUUCGGAGCCUCAGGUUGGGAUCCCAUAGAGAGCCUCUUAGGGGGGGAUGCAGCAUUUGGCUGACAACAACAAACAGCAGCUUGGACCGGCACAAAGCCAAACGCCUCCUCCCCGGGAGCCGGGAGCUGCUGGCCCCUCUCCCUGCUCAUCAGCAGCCAAAUGUGCGUGUGCAGGUGUCUGCACUUUCCUGCUCCUCCUCAGCCUCCACUGAUUGUGUAAAACGGCUAAGAGAAGAGAGGAGGGGUGAACUGCCCAGGGCCAGCUGGAGAGGGGAGGACAAAUGUCCCCAGAGCACAGGGAGGGGUGGGAUGUUGUGUUUUCCCCCUGUGCCCCAGGCGAUGCUGGCCCCAAAGCCACCCCUAGGUUAGCUGCUUGGGUAGGAGCUGUGGGGUGCCCAUUUGUGCCUGUUUCUCCGGGCUCGGUUCCCGGUUGCUCCAGCCGCUGGAAGCGGGUGAGCCCCUGGCCGGGCUCCUCCAGGUCAGCUGGUUUUACUGUUGUGCUUUGCGGAGACAGAGUGAGGUUAAAGCGUGGCUUCGAGAUGUUACAGCACAUCUCAGCUGGAGAAACCCAGGCCACGUCCUGCCCAUGUGCCCACUAAUGGCCCUGUCCCCAUCCGCUUGCCUCACACUGGAGCAAAUGUGCUCGGUGUUUAAAAGGACUCCAUCGAUCUGUGAUGUUCUGAAGGCCUCACAGGGCCCUGCUUCCUUUGAAGUGCAAAAGCAUCUGUGAGUCCUGCUCCAUUUGUGUUGGCUGGCAGGGACAGCCCGGGAAGCCCCUUCAGCACUCGCAUUUUGGGGUGCACGGGGACUCCCUACCACAGGGAGAGGGGAAGUGAGGACAAAGGCGUGAAGCUUGAGUCUAGGUGGGGGUUGAGCUCAAGGUGCUCGGGAUGGAGCUGUUCCUGCAGGCCAGGUUCCAGUACUCCAGUCUUUGGGAAUGCUUUGCCACAUGUUUUUCUGGGGUGGGUGCAUUGAUUAGGAAUGAGGGGAAAAAGCUCCUGGCUCCUUCCCACGGUGGUCCUUGGCUCCUUGUGCCAGGAAGCACUGAGUGAUGAAGAAAAAAGGAGAGACCUGGGCUGCUUUGGAUAAUCCACCAUUCAGGAGCUGGAUUGCAUGGGUGGGGGGAAGGACGACCAGCACCUGUGAGGGUCUCUGGUGUGCACUUGAAUGUUGUUGGAAUGUAACCCAGUCCCUGCUUGGUGUGUGGGCAUCUUGACCUGCGAUUCUCUCCAUCCCACCUCCCUGGACAGCAGGACUGGCCCUGUGCAGGUUGCUUGUCCCUAUUGGGAUGUUUUCAUGCAGGCACUAGAGUGACUGUGUUUCUGGAGCCAGAACUCCAUGGCUCCUUGGUUAUCCCUGGGGCAGUGGUGGGAGAGUGGAAGAGACAAAUCCAGGCCUGGAUUGCAGGGGCUGCCCACAGCUGUCCCGCACCUCCCGGAUGGAGCACUGGGUUUCCAAUUUCAAUAGGGCCUCAGCAGAGCGGUGGUGGCACCUCACUGUUGGAGGCAGUAAAUGGGCUCCCAUCUGGUUUUAAUGAUCAGUAGCACUUUGGUGCUUGUUUAUUCCCAUGCUUUAUGCCUCAGCAAUAAAACACUGCAUCAGUUUGUUCAAUCUAUCCUGGUGCUGGAUGAAGGUGGGUUCACAGCCUCUCACAAAGAGGUCCCAGCGGUACGCAGGAUGUUGGGCUUUUAGACAGCUGGGCAGAAUCAGAUGAUGUGGCAGCAAUUAGUUUGAAAUACGAACAUCAGUGGGCAGUGUAGAAGGUAGGGAGGGCAGCUCAUCAUGUGCCUGGCAACGAAACCUUGUCCUUGGCUGAAAGCAGGACACACUUGGUUCUGGAGCUGGAGCUGUUCUCCCUUCUGUCCUCCAGGACUAAUAUUAUAUUGAUCUAAGAAGGAAUCUGUUUGUGCGGGGCUAUGGACAUCUCUGGUGUCACUCCCUCUGCCUCGCACACACGUGCCACCUGCCCAGCAUGUCUGGGAGCAGAGACCCUGUCCACGGGCAGGCACUGAGGAGCAGCUCAUCCUCCAAGAGGAUGCACAAGAACUGCUUGCAUGUCUCUGGCAGUCGGUAUCUGGGGAUCUUGCAUCAUUUUUGCAAAUGCCAGUGAAGCUUUUCAGCAGGUCUAAACAUGACUGUCCUGCGGGAGAGGUGGGGACGCUCAGGGAAAGAGAGAUGAGAGACAGUAAGCCCAGAAGGGAGAAAGGGGCUCUUUGUCUCCCUUCUGACUUUUAUAGAGACUUGGAAACUUUAUGCUUUCACAUCUUCCAUUUGUCUUCUACCUUAGUGGUAGAGGAACAGUCUCUGCCACUUGAUUUCCCAGCAGGGUACUCCUUGGAGGAGCUGUAACUCUUGCCUCCAAAGAAUGUUGAUCUUCAGCAGCGAUCCCUUUUCCCAACUGUUAGUCGAGGCCUGGAGCUCAAGGUUGGCAGUUAAGGAGAGAAGAAUUUCAGCAAGCAAAUGAUCCCGCAUCCCAGGCUGAUCAGGGUCCAUUCCCUCUGUGACAUUGAUGUUGCAUUUGUGCUAAUUUCCCUUGGAAGUUCUAAUGCAGGAGAGCAAUGAAAGCAAACUUUUUCUCAGGCUGCUUUUAUGCACAAGGAAGGAGGAAGGCAGGCAGCCACUGCUCCAUUUGGUUAUUGCAUUUCCCAGGGUUGUCCACCCAGCCGGGGCCGGACUCCCCAUGCUCCCUGCUGCAGGAUCCCAGCUGGUGUACAUUUGGAGCUUCGGAGAGCACCACGGAGAUCUGUCGGGUCCCAGCAACAUGUGAAUCAAACUCAGCCCCUCCAACCUUGUCAGGUACCUUUUGAAACAGGGCUCCAUGUGUCAGUGUGGAGGGAAAGGGCUGUUACAGAGCUGAGGGGGUUUUGCCAUCAUCCUGUCAAGAAGGUCUGUCUGCUUCUCCCCAGGGUGAGCCUGGCCUCUGCCUUUGAUUGCAAAUGAGGUAAAGGGCCAAGUGUUAACAAAGAAACCUCCCUAGCCCAUAGGUAGGUGCAGCUCCUGGUCCUGGACCACGCUGAUGGUGUAAAAGCUCCUAGAAUCAGGGCAGAGCAGUGUUACAGUGCCCCGGAAAGAAGAAACCCUCCUCCCUCAGGGUGUUCCUAGCAGCCUUGUGCUGCUGGAACCUAGUGGGGCUCCUGGUGGUGGGAGACAGCGAAGGCAGGCAAGGGGGCACCACACUCAUCCUCACAGCCCAGAAAAGGGGAUUGGGAGGAGAAAUACUGCAGUUCCUGGGAUCUGGAGGUGGGAGAGCCUGCGAGCUGCAGCACGAACUCCUCCGAGUCCAGACUAUAAAGCAUUUAACGGGGCUCUCCCAAUUGCCUGGCCUAUUAGUUUUAUGGUGGGGAUACAGCAAAGAUGCAGUUGAUCUCCUUUUGCCAUGGUAAUGAAAAUGUGACCUUAGCAAGGAAAGAAAGCCUGCGCUUUAGUAGUAGUAGUGGGAGCACAGGUUUGGGAGCCGGAGCUCCCCAGCAUCCACCCCCUGCCACUGUGGCAGAGCGGGGAGGCUCCACACGUGGGUGUGCUGGGCAGGGUGAGCCUUGGGGUGCCUGAGCCCCCCCUUGAGCGCUGCCCAAGGCUGGAGCUGGGUGGCUGUGCAGGGGCACAGUGCCACCCAGUGACUGCAGGGGACUGGCGAGGGUGCAGCCAGCCAGGCGGCUGCUGCCAAGGUGCAGAGGCCUGGAAGUCCCAGUGAGGGUGUCCCAAGGUGGUGAAGAAGACGGAGAAACUCAAGCAACCAGCACCGUUGCUGCUUCGUGAUUGACAUGCACCAGGGAUGAAGCUCCCAUGCUGUCACAGCGUGCCUAGAGCGGGGCUUUGCGUGACUGGGCUUGUUCAGGUGCUGACACAGGCUGAGUAUGGAGCAAGAUGGGGCUGAAUGCGCUCAUGUUUUGGGAGGGACCCUGGCAGCAAAGCAAGCGCAGGAGGUUACCCAGGACGAGUAACCUGUAGGGAGGCUGGGUCUUUAUACUGGAAGUGCAAGAGGGCUGCCCAGGCCAUGUAGUCAUCCUGGAUAGACCAGGGUUGCCACCUGUGCUGCCUCUGCCAGGUGAGGCUGGACUGGAAGGGGACCUUUCAUGUCAAGGCAGCUUGGGCAUUGAUGACAGCCCAGCGUGGUGACUUCCUGACUGGUACCCCGAGGUUAAUGUAGGACGUUUCCUCCUUUCUGCCCAGAUCUCGCCUACAGUCCUUGCUGAGUCGAGCCCUAUGUCAGGUUCUCAGGCUGCAGCAAGCAUUGACAGGCAGCAUGGAUGGUGAGGGAAAAGAGUCAGGUACAGUGGGGUGCGGUGUCAGCAGCUCCCGAGGUGGCUCCCUGCACUGCGAAUGCCUACCCAGCAAUGCCCUCACAUGUUUCCAGCAGGGUCUGUCUCCUGGAGGAGGCACAGACUGUGGCUCUAUUUUGGGUGAUGACUAGAGUCCACAGAGAGUUUGGCAGCAGGGAGGGCGUUAAAUCAGCCUGUCCUUCCCCAGGUACACGGUCUCUUCCCUCUGCUCCCCUCCAUUUUCCAUAGCUGAUUCAAUGCUGUGCUGCCACUGGGCUGUGGGGGGUUGCCAUGUGUGACUGAAACCAGGGCACUGCAGCAAGGGAGGCAUAAGCCCUGCAUACCUGAUGGAUGCAAGUCCUACAUCUUCCUGCCCCAUGUACUCUUUUUGUUCCUGGGCUGCUCUCCAAUUCGUCUUUAUUUUUGUCUACUUCAAUUUAGGCCAGUGUUGAUACCACAAACGCUGCUGUGGAGUCUGCUGCACAAACCUUGCUAGAAACCUGGCACCUUGUCCCACCAGCUGGAGAGCUGCUACCAUCCCAUCACCCUGUCCCACCAGCUGGAGAGCUGUUACCAUCCCGUCACCUCCCUCUGCCUCAUCAGACGGUCACUGGUGCUGGGGAAGUUGGGUCACACCCCACAUAGGCAAGGGCUGCUGCUGAGUCCUGGAGGUGACCCGUGUGUUGCUGCUGAGGUUCAUCCUGCAGUUUGGGACGAUUUCAGCCAGGGGGUUCCAGCAGCACAGAUGCCCCGCAUGUGUCAGGCAGACCUGCACUGGCAUAUUCAGCAGAAUCCCAGGACACAGCCAGUUUUAGCCUUUCCAUUUCAGCCUCCCCACAAUGCGUCCCAUGUCCAGGCCAAGGUGCUAUUUCUUGCAGGGAAAUUAUCUUUGUUAAUUUUAGCUCUAAUUCUCCAAAAUGCUGAGUAGCCACUGCUAUUCCAGGUAGUCAGGGUAGCGGGAGGCACUACUGGUGAGGGAUAGGCCUUGCUCUUGCAUUAAGAAGACCAAGGCUGAUGAAUUGCACUUCCUUUGUGCCAUGCAGUGUGCAAGGCUGCAUGCUCAGCGGGAAGCCCACCUAGGGCUGUGUGGGCAGCAGUCAUUGCAGCAGCCUCGCAGCCAGAUCACCGCUGCGAUAACUGCAAAGAGAAAAGCUGUUUCUCUUCAUGGUCAGUGGAUUACUGGUACCACUAGUGACAUGGUGAGGGCACAAAGGAGGCAGUCCAAGGUUACAGAAAUGGGUUCAGCACGCAGAAGUCCCAGUGAGAGGAACCUGACUGACCUCACAGCCUAGGUCAAAUUAAUAAAGUAAUAUAAAAGACAUUUAAAAACCCUGUGAUUAGAGACUGGACACAGAAUCACUGUGGGUACUUCACACUAAUGCAAAAGGGGCAAGUUUGGCAUUUGUAAUGUUAUUUUUUGUUUGUAAGAUAAUGAUGGUGACUGCACUCUGAGGCCUGGCUGGGUUUGUCCUUUCUGUCAGGAGCAUCUUGGGAGGGCUCAUCAACUGACCUGGCUGCUGAGCAGUGGUGGGCUGAGCAGAAGUUGAAUGCCAAGGGUUUCAAACCAGCUCCUGUCCUUCACUUAUGUCGGUUCCCUUUGUCUUUCUGAAAUAGCAGCUCUCCUCCACCUCGCCACUUCCCUGAGUGCUGGGGCAGCCCCCGGGGCAGCUGGAGAACGCAAAGCAGCACAGCCAGCAUUGCCUUUCUGCCCCUCUGCCAUGCAAGUGAGAGCUCUUACUGCCCCAGGGCUGGAGAGGAUCCAUUAGAUAGACAGAUUGGGAAAUACUGUGGAGGGAAGCACAGUGGAGGGGUGCUAACAGUCCAUGGGAUCCACGCUUCCUUUUGUCCUUUAGUGCUUGAUUUCUCGACCAAAUGCCAGAUUGCAAGUGAAGGCUUUUUCAGCGCUGACUUUCAGCUGCCCUUGUUGGACCAGCCAGGACGUAAAAAGCAGGUGCCGGUUCCCUGUGGAUUCCCCAGAUUUAGCUCUGAUCCCUAUUGUCUGGUGCACCAGCAGCAUUAGACGAGUGCAGGGGAAGGUUCUAGUUACAAAAUGCCUGGAAUUAAGGAAGCAGGUGCUGGGAAGGUUAUCUGAGGCGAGUGUUGUGCUAACUCCACCGGCUCUCGCUCCCCUGCCUGCCUCCAGGACAGCAUGGCAGGGUACCUCCUGCAGGUCAUGCGCUGUGUGCCCCAUGAGGGGCUGCUGGGGUCCCCUGGGAGCAGCUGUCACUGCACCGAGCAAGGGGAUUCUGGUGCGAAGCAGGAGCCCUCAAGAAGCAGAGAUAGGUCCAAGUCAGAGGGGUUGGCACUGAAUUCCCAGGCUGCUCCUGUGGCAGCUGGUCCAGCUGGAGCAGCACUGAUUACCUGUGUCAAGAUGUACAUAUACUGGCCCAUGCUAACGAGUUACAGUAAUUGGUGCAACUUUGGCUGAGGGCAAGCUCUCAGGGCUCAGAUUUCAGAGCAUGAGGCUCGCUUUGGGACAGCUCCUUUCCCUGCUGCCUGCCUGUUCCCCUUGGACUCCUGGUCCUGCACAGGACGGCACAGUGCCUGCCAGAGCUUACAGCUUGGGAUAUUAAGGUAACCUGAAAUCAGAGCUGCUUUACCUUACCCCAUGGAGCUGCAUCUAGGGGUUUGGCAGCUGCUGCCACAGCAGCUGACCCACCCUCCAAAACAAGGUGGAGGACACAGUGAGGGACAGAAACCGCUACCACUGCUCCAAGGUAGGCCCUCCCUGCUGGGGAACACAAACCUGGAGAGCUCUACAUGUGCACAAGCCACACGAUUGCAAAUCACACCAAGAAUUACAAGGAAACCCGUUCUUUGGCUGUGGCAACAUUUUAUCGGUGUCCACAGGCACAUUUCUGACUGGCAGAAGCUCCUCCAGGCAACUCAUAGUCGACUCCAAAGGAGCAUUUGUUAUUGCACUGGUUUAGAAACAAAACCUUUUAAUUAAAUGAGGAUGACAAAAGGGGAAAUGUCUAUAGAGGGAGCAGAUGCAGGUAAAGCAGGUGGUGCUUGCUUUGGCUGCAUAAACGGUAAAGCAAGAGCUUCUGAACAUGUAGUGAGAAGCAGCUGCACUACAGGCUGGCACUGCAGCAUCUGCUGAACAGCACAAGGCAAACAACAUUGUUAGAAACGGGAUUAUCCAGCCUGCCGCCAGCAACUUACCUGUUCACGCUUGUAGAUGUGCAAUACUACUGCUUUUCUCUGAACAUGACCUGCCCAGGGUGACCACCUGAUGAUAAGACACUGUGCAGAGUUGGCGGUGAACAUUUAUUAACAUCACAGGGAAUGCUACACAUCAGAAGACAAACACAAGGCUGUGAACACCCCAGACCCCAAGCUGUUUAGACUUCUCCUUCACAGCAGCUGAGUGUCUGAUGUUCCUUCUAUCUCUCCACAUAAGACCAUCUCAAGUUUCAAUACAUCGUUAAGGAUUUAACUGAGCGAUGCCAAACAUUAAAGACCUCCAAGUUCUCAUGAGUGUUGCUCUCAAUCUGGACUGACUGCAGAAAGGCAGAUGACGUCCUGUUUCUGUUGUGCCAAAGCAGGUAUUUAUGAUGUGUUAUGCUGAUGCCUUUCAGCAGCAGCUCACAUGCCAGUCAUUCACUCUCCAAUACUUGCACUGGUCACGCUUUAUUUAUUCAAACCACAGUAUCCUAAAUCCAAACCAUACACAUAAACCAAGUCAAGGUUUCUUAUAGAAGGUGGUCAGGGUUUCUAUGGAGACCCUUCAAAACCUUGGCAAAAGAGCAGCAUUAAGUACAGUGCCAGGAAGAGCACCAAGAUGGCUGUUGGGUGGAGACUGCAAUCAUCUGUAUGACCAGAGAUGCAUCUUCUCCAAGUGACCCUCUGCUGCAUGGCAGUCUGGGCCUAGAAGAGGCAUGAGGAUGGAGCAGAAGUGUAUCACUGAGCCUGGCAACAGCAUUUGCUCCUGCUUAACUCUUCCCUUGAUUCUGCAAAACUGGGGUUGGCACUCUCAAUCACCCACACAACAGGGCAUCAGAGUGACAGAGCGAGGACUGAAAUACUCUAACAGUGUUUAAGACUAAAGACAACAAAUAAUACUGUAAGUUGAGGCAAGUUUUAUUUAGACUGUACAAACAGGGCACUGGGGGAAAAAAAAAGUGGCUUGAUGUUGGGACCAGUUCUAUGAAAUAAGUGGAGUAAGAAAUUAAAAAGGCACUAAUCUUAAGAAAAGACACUCCAUAUAUUCUAAGAAUAUAGUUCAUUUAAUACUGUUAAUCUUGUAGCACAAAAAAUAAACCAAGCUAUGAUCCCCAAAAUAAACUUUAAAAGCUUACACUUUAAUAUUAUUGCCUGAAGAUCAUGGUCUUUAAUUUACAUUUUGUGUUUGGAAGUUUACACAGUGAAGACUGUCUCAAAUACAAGGCCACCUUUCCCACUGAAGUAACUGUAUCCUUGUCCCAAACCACUUCCAUUUCCCACAACCACCAGGAGCUCACAGCUCUACAAGGACACUCAUGGGUCCCCAAGGCAGUCUGUUAGGCAGGUCUCACUUUCCAACGCAGGGAUUGAGGAAAACGCUUGAAAACUUGACUAGAAAACAAAGGCAGCCCACUCGUUCCCAGGAUGUGAAUACAAUAUAAAAAGUACUUUACAGGCACAUGAAAUGGCACAAAGAAUGCUGUUUUUUCCCUUUACAAAAAUAAUGUUCAGGCUCUUCAGAGCCCCAGCCCAAACAAGAUAUUCCCUUUUGUUUAUUUAUUCCUUCCCAAUUUGUAAACAAUCAUGAAUUAAAUUAGCGCUUAUCCAGUGAUGGCCACUGAUUAAAACAGUUUUCAUGUCAACUUUUAGACUGGUCAGAGGCUUCCAUGUCUAUAUACACAUGUACACAACAGGAGUCCAACAGAAGCCUCUCACGAUAGUUAACUACUGUGGCACCGGGGCGCUGAACCAGCUCUCAGUUAAGAAGCAGGAACAGCUGUAAUGGUGCAUAGAUUGAAGCCAUUGCUUGUGGCUCUCAUGCUUCACCUGAAGGAUACCUGACACGCCCGAGGAACAGUUACACUGACAGGUUAUCACUCAAGUUUAGGAGGCUUCAUAAAGCAACAAACAGCACACGUGUAAGCAAGCAAGGAGCAAUUGAGAAUCCAGAGUCCUUCAGAGAGAAACACAAAACUGAUCAAAUGCAGCCUUUAUAAGAAAGUACUUGUCUCCUAGUAAAAUAGCAAAGACA
Molecule: messenger RNA, 19353 nt
Organism: Cuculus canorus (common cuckoo)
Lineage: Eukaryota; Metazoa; Chordata; Aves; Cuculiformes; Cuculidae
Product: T-box-containing protein TBX6L
Exons: 12
Coding region: 4783-6141 (452 amino acids)
Biological process (GO): cell fate specification; regulation of transcription by RNA polymerase II; positive regulation of DNA-templated transcription
Cellular component (GO): nucleus
Molecular function (GO): DNA-binding transcription factor activity, RNA polymerase II-specific; RNA polymerase II cis-regulatory region sequence-specific DNA binding
Source: RefSeq, a predicted model, not a curated record